Artibeus jamaicensis (Jamaican fruit-eating bat) is the source of this 2216-nucleotide messenger RNA. RefSeq names its product zinc finger protein 205 (gene ZNF205). The transcript has 8 exons. NCBI's taxonomy places the organism in Eukaryota, Metazoa, Chordata, Mammalia, Chiroptera, Phyllostomidae. Gene Ontology annotation, molecular function: RNA polymerase II cis-regulatory region sequence-specific DNA binding; DNA-binding transcription repressor activity, RNA polymerase II-specific. The record is from RefSeq and is a predicted model, not a curated record. The coding region runs from base 318 to 2042 and encodes 574 amino acids. Gene Ontology annotation, biological process: negative regulation of transcription by RNA polymerase II.
GCUGGGCAGGCGGGAGGCAGCGGCUGUGAGAACUGGCUUCCGGGGCCUUCCGAGGCUCGGAACACGUCCCAUCCGUCGCCUCUCAGUAGGGGACCGCGCCGCGGAGUCGCCUCCAAGCCUCUAGGGCUCAAUGAAGCUGCCUGAUAUCAGAGUUGGCAUUUGUAUUUCCCGUGCCUGAAGCUCGCUUGGAUAAGUGCCUUCAUCCAUGAUUGAUACCCUUGUGACAGGCUCCUGAGGCUCCUGGCCAGAAGCUGGAGGGGGCUUGGCCAACAGAAGGAGAAACGACCCAGCUGUGCUUUGUAGCUCUGAGAUAGAAAAUGUCUGCAGACUGUGGAAGCACGCAGGCUCCACAGGACAAAGAGAGAGCCCGAGAGGUAUGGACAUGGUGCCAGGUUCCAGGUCAGGGGCAUCCUUGUCAAGAAGAGCUUUCCGAGUCAAAGGACAUGGUGCCUUUUGGAGCCACUCAGGAGUCACCCUACAUUAAAACAGAGAUGCAAGAGCUGCACCCUGAGGGGGUGUCACAGGAGGAAAGGGCUCAAGGAGCUUGGAGCUGGAGGUGCCUGAGCCAGGGCUCUAAGGAGAAAGCUCUUUUUCUACCUGGUGGAGCCCUCCCCUCCCCCCAGAUCCCUGUGCUUUCCCAGGAGGGGAGGACCAGAGACCGGCAGAUGGCUGCAGCGCUCCUCACUGCCUGGUCCCAGGGAUGGACCCAAGGGCCAGGGCCAGAGGGGAAUGUGCUGGAGAGCCUGAGCUUUGGCUGUGGUGUCAGAAAAGAAGGCCUCUUGUUUUUGUCUCCUGUCUUCUGCUGUACACAGUCGCCUUAUUGUCCCCAAAAGCCAUCCUUGGGCAACUCCUGCUUCACCCACAGACCCGGGCAGCAGAUGCCAGUGACCUUUGAGGAUGUGGCUCUGUACCUCUCCCGGGAGGAGUGGGGGCGGCUGGACCACCCGCAGCAGAGUCUCCACCGGGAUGUCCUGCAGAAGCGAAAUGGGCUGGCCUUGGGAAUGGCGGAGGUGAGAAAGGAAGAGCCGACCUCAUCCCCAGCAGUCCCUGGGGAUGGGAAGUCCUUCAGGACCAGGGCAGGGAGAGCCCAGGAGGAUGUCCCGCAGUGUGCGCAGCAAGCAGCCACCGGCCAGAGAUGGGGGCCGGCCAGAGAUGCCGAGCAGCCAGGCCCCCAGGAGGAGAGACAGCUGGAACCAGGCCUGUCUGACAGCGGCCUCCCAGAAAGGCCCAGCGAGGGGGGAACGGGCACCCCCGAGAGCAGCGGGGAGGGCCCGGUCCCUGACGGCGACGCCUGCAAGAAGACCUACAGGUGCGAUCAGUGUGGCAAGGGCUUCAGCUGGCACUCCCACCUGGUGACGCACCGGCGCACCCACACGGGUGAGAAACCCUAUGCCUGCACGGACUGUGGCAAGCGCUUUGGCCGCAGCUCGCACCUCAUCCAGCACCAGAUCAUCCACACGGGCGAGAAGCCCUACACCUGCCCCUCCUGCUGGAAGAGCUUCAGCCACCACUCUACGCUGAUCCAGCACCAGCGCAUCCACACGGGUGAAAAGCCCUACGUGUGCGACCGCUGUGCCAAGCGCUUCACCCGCCGCUCGGACCUGGUCACCCACCAGGGCACGCACACAGGUGCCAAGCCCCACAAGUGUCCCAUCUGCAGUAAGUGCUUCACACAGAGCUCAGCCCUGGUCACCCAUCAGCGCACUCACACAGGGGUCAAGCCCUACCCGUGCCCCGAGUGCGGCAAGUGCUUCAGCCAGCGCUCCAACCUCAUCGCACACAACCGUACGCACACGGGGGAGAAGCCCUAUCACUGCCUUGACUGUGGCAAGAGCUUCAGCCACAGCUCACACCUCACUGCCCACCAGCGCACCCACCGUGGUGUCCGGCCCUACUCCUGCCCUCUCUGUGGCAAGAGCUUCAGCAGGCGCUCCAACCUGCACAGGCAUGAAAAGAUCCAUACCACAGGGCCCAAGGCCCUGGCCAUGCUGAUGCUGGGGGCGGCAGGUGCUCUCGCAGCGCCCCCAUCUACUCCCACCUAGGAGGCCGCGAGGGAGGCGCCAGGUGCUGGGGAAGAGUAAGGGUAGCUGAAUGGCAGUGAGAAGGAGUGAAGGGAGUUUGGGAGGUGCUGGCAUGGGGUGGGGCAUGGCAACAUGGGAACGAGUUAGGGUGAAGAGCAGGCAGGCUAGCUGUAAAUUAAAGGCCUUGGAAUUCAA